Uloborus diversus is the source of this 930-nucleotide messenger RNA. RefSeq names its product ninjurin-1-like. Gene Ontology annotation, cellular component: membrane. Lineage: Eukaryota; Metazoa; Arthropoda; Arachnida; Araneae; Uloboridae. The transcript is spliced from 3 exons. Bases 95 to 586 code for a protein of 163 amino acids. The record is from RefSeq and is a predicted model, not a curated record. Gene Ontology annotation, biological process: cell adhesion; tissue regeneration.
GGGACUAGCGCAUUUGUGAGAAAGACUCGAAAGUUGCACGCACGGGCUGGAAAACAACGGCCAUUUCCUCCAAGAGAACCGGUUCAAUUUAAUAAUGACAAGACGCGAGAAGGAGCAUAGUGAUAAGCCAUGCCCUCUAGAUGCUAACAUCUAUGCCACCCGAAAAACGGUGGCUCAAGGCAUGAUGGACAUCGCCUUGCUGACUGCAAAUGCCUCCCAACUAAAGCACGUUUUAGCCACAGCAGAUACUCAUGAUUAUUAUCUGAUCAAUCUAGUUUUAAUAGCAAGUUCCAUGACAUUGCAAAUACUGGUGGGCAUUCUGCUGGUAGUCGUCGGUCGAUGGAACAUCAAUCGUCGCAAAGAGCAAAAUAUCGCGAAUCUGACGAAUAAUGUCAUAGUUAUCUUGAUCUUUCUAAUAACAGUGGUGAAUGUUCUAAUUACGGCCUUUGGUGACGAGGACACGGAUCUCGCUCCAUCCUACAGCAACUGGGCGGAUGCGAGGAUGAAAGAUCGACUCAACGAUGCUGAAUCAUCUCGACUGGAAAGAGAGCUCAAGUCGACUGUCAGCUCUACCCCUCGGACAUGAUCCUUCCUUUCAAAGGAUGUUAUUAUUUAAUUGCGAAAAUUAUUUCAUUAUUUAAUCUUUGUGGCUCAAAAACGCGACUUCAAUGGAGUUGUCCAUCAUAGACUUCGAAUAACUCACUAAGCGUCAUGAAACUCUUAAUGUGUUUGGAGAAUAUAGUACUUAAUGUUUAGAUGCUGUGUUUUGUUUUUCUGUAUGUGAUGUUUUUGUGUUGAGUAAGAAAAGUUUUGAUUAGCUGAUUACCAUUUUGUUCGUGAAUUUGUUUCUAAGAUCGUUGUUAUUUUUGUUUCUAAAGAUUGCAAUUAACUGUUAAAAGAUCAUUUUGCCAAUAAAUAUUAUUUUAUUCA